AUGGACUGUGACUUGGACUUCGAACUGUGGUAUGAGGAAGCCUGUGCUUCUAUAGCUCAGGCUCCACCGAGCCCACUGCCACAGCAUCUGAGUCCAUACGAUUGGAAGAUGCUCCUCAGUAUGUUUGACACACCCAGUGCCACCGUGACUGGCCGCAAUGCUGCCACUGCUUGCCGUGAGAUGGCUGGUGGUAGUCAGGGCCCGGGCCAGGACAUGGUAGCCUCGCUGCAGCAUUCUACACAGACCCAACUCGGAGCCACAAGUGAUCAUAUCCACGAUAUACACUCUUCCGGGUUAUCAACUGUACCAUUACAAUCAUCGAGUCGAUAUUCCCCUUACAAUUUCUCCGCCAGGCUUAAUGCUCCUCACACCCGUGGCUGCAGGGCCCACCAUUCUGCGGCUGCUGCUGCUGGUCUUAUGAUGGAGCAUGAUCACAACCUAACAGUGGGUGUACCAACUAUGCCAGCAUCACUGCUUCUGCCUGCUCCGCCAUCACUGCUGGCCACUCCAGCAUCACUACCACCUGCCCCAGCGUCACCACCACCUGCCCCAGCGUCACUACCGCCACCUCCUACUAUAGGAUCGUUGACUACUGCAACAGAAUUGUUGUCCUCCCUCGUGGGCAGACCAGCCGAACUUACCCAAUGGGCAAAAGGGCCCGAAGCGUCGAAGGAUGCCGAAACUAUCUCUAACACCGUCAAGAACCUGAGGAAAAAAAUAAAGGAUAUUGUCAGGAUCACAGUUUUAUAUGGCUAUAAUUUACACGAGGCUUUGGACACUCAACCCCAGGCUGAGAUAGUGCAUAUCAUCAACGAGCUUUUGGAAAAUGAUGCUUUCCUGAAUGGAUCAAUCAAUGUGGGAGGACAAAUGAUAGUUGUGCCAUUUGGCCACAGUGCAUUGCGAUACUUUAUCAAGCACGUCCUCUUCUACAACCUCAAUUUCCAGCAGUACGUCAAUGAUACCAACCGAAACAUUGGGCCGUUACUAGCUUUCAUUGGGAUGUUGUUUCGGUGGGCACUUCAGGAACUGUCCACAGCUAGGAUAGCUGUGGACGAUGGGUUAUCUAAGGUCUACACGGGAUUGUCGAGCGAAAGGAGCGUCCGAAAGUCUGGUAUUGCCGCUUCGUCUCAAUUCAAUGGAUUGGCGCUGCAUCAAUUUGCAGAGCCAUCACUGUCACACUUUAAAGAAGCCCUGGACGACCUAAUGCCAUCCAUCAUACCCAUCACCGCCCGCGCACCAAUGGAAACACUCCUCAUCCAAUCUAAGAGAGUUUCUACCUGCGGUAGCCCGAAACCAGUAUGCAUCACUAUCCCGCAUACAGGACCCCAUGCGACCUUGAUGAGUCCAUUUUUUCCGGCCAUCGUCGCAUUAGCGCUCGAAGGAUACACCCUCAACAUUCCCAACUACACAAGCUCCAUGGGAUUUGGCCAAAGAUACAUCCAAAAGCUCCUCAGACACUGCGGGAGCAUGGACGUCGAAGACGUCGCCGAAAGCAUCAGGCAACUCAUUAGAAGGGACGUUUCAGAGGAAGGAAGACAGGUCGUGAUAGGGGGAAGUCAUGGCGGGUUUAUCGCUGCUCAUUUGAUAGGCCAGCACCCAACCUUAUUCAAUGCAGCAUCGCUCCGCAACCCUGUCAUCUGUGAUUCCUGCAACCCACCCACGCCUUCAUACGAGCUCUCCCAGCAGGGCCAUGACCGGAAGAUCGUUGAGAAGAAACUCAGCCUAAUUGGUCCUCUCAAAGAGGAACCAGAACACGGGGAGUAUCAGGAGGUUCUCUCGCCUCCUCCACCCUUCACAGCUUCACGUUCUCCCGCUGAGCCACGUAUGGUUGAAGAAGGAGGAGAUGCGCUGGAACUUUCUCCGCAGUUGGCCCACAUCCGUGCUGUCUCGUGA
Molecule: messenger RNA, 1893 nt
Organism: Suillus plorans
Lineage: Eukaryota; Fungi; Basidiomycota; Agaricomycetes; Boletales; Suillaceae
Exons: 12
Coding region: 1-1893 (630 amino acids)
Biological process (GO): proteolysis
Molecular function (GO): serine-type endopeptidase activity
Source: RefSeq, a predicted model, not a curated record